AUGUCUACUUUACUAUCAGAAGAAGACUUAAGCGAUUUUAUUAGUCCAGCAUUGGUAUGUACUAAGCCUACUAGAGUUGAUGAAGAACCAGAUAGUGUCGAUUCAAAUGGUGAAUAUGUUGUUGGUAAAGAAAUAGAAACAGUACAAAAGGUGACCAUAACAUUAUCUGACUGUUUGGCAUGCUCCGGUUGUAUUACAUCAAGUGAGGAGAUUAUGUUACAGAGACAAUCACAUACUGUCUUUUUAAAAGAUAUGGAAGAGUUACAAGAGAAACGUCUAGCAGUCACUAUUUCACCACAAUGUCGUGUUAAUAUGGCUAUGUAUUAUGGGUUAACUGUUCAAGAAUUUGAUUUAUGUUUUAUGAACUUUUUCAAGAUAAGAUUUAAUGCUAAAUAUGUAAUGGGGUUACAAAUUGGUCGCAAUAUAUCUAUUCAAAAUAGUAUUGAUAGUGUUAUCCAAUGGAAAUCUCAAUUGAAAGCAAAUGAUGAUCAUAGACCAAGGCUCUCUGGAAUAUGUCCGGGGUUUGUUAUUUAUACAGAGAAAACAAAGGGUGAAUUGGUGCCUCUUUUGGUAAAUAUUAAAUCACCACAACAGAUCACUGGGAAACUACUAAAAGCACAAAAUCCAAAUUUAUAUCAUCUUUGUGUAAUGGCAUGUUUCGAUAAAAAAUUAGAAGCAUCAAGGCCGGAUUCAGUAGGUGAAGUAGAUUGUGUUAUUACACCAAAAGAAUUUUUAAGCAUGUUAGAUGAAAUCAAAGAACCAAACCUUAAAAAAUAUUUACCUAACACUCAUACUGCCAAUAUUCUUUCCCUAUAUCAAGAGUUGUCCCCUUUGGGAUGGGAUGCAAAGCUCAAUUGGUCCACUAAUAUGGGCGGUUCCUCCGGUGGUUGGGCAUAUCAAUAUGUAAGAGCAAUGCAGUCACUUAACCCGGACACCGAGAUUGUAGUAUUACCAGGUAGAAAUAGUAAUAUCAAAGAAUAUAGGUUAUUAGAUAAUAUUACAAAGAAAACCGUUGCUUCAUCCGCUGAAUUAAGUGGGUUUAGAAAUAUACAAAAUUUAGUAAGAAAUCUGAAUCAAAAUGGUAAGUCCCCAAGGAGACGAGUUGCUAUAUUAAAAAAACGGGGGAAAUUAAAUAAAUCUGAGAAUUCACAUAAUAUUACUGCAAUCUCUCCGAUGUCAAAUGACAAUAACAGCUUGGUUGCGGAUCCUUAUAAGACAGAUUACAUAGAGGUGAAUGCUUCGCCUGGUGGUUGUAUCAACGGUGGUGGUCUCAUCACAAUUUCAUCAGGUAAAUCGCAACGUAAGGAAGAAACAAUGAAGUUGGAAAAAAUGUAUUAUGAGUCCUUAUCUAUGGUGGAUCCCUUAUUGCCUUUGUCUUCCCCAUCUCAUGAUAAUUCAUAUUGUUAUGAGUUCCAUGCUAUUGAAUCUUCAAAGGAUAUUGUAACUGUGGGAAGUAAGUGGUAA
This is a messenger RNA of Arxiozyma heterogenica, 1464 nucleotides long. RefSeq names its product iron-sulfur cluster assembly protein NAR1 (gene NAR1). Gene Ontology annotation, cellular component: cytosolic [4Fe-4S] assembly targeting complex. The record is from RefSeq and is a predicted model, not a curated record. Gene Ontology annotation, biological process: iron-sulfur cluster assembly. NCBI's taxonomy places the organism in Eukaryota, Fungi, Ascomycota, Saccharomycetes, Saccharomycetales, Saccharomycetaceae. The transcript has a single exon. Bases 1 to 1464 code for a protein of 487 amino acids.